GCACCACGUCCCCGUUCUCGCCAUCAUGGUAUUUGUGACCCUCAAGUACAUCAUCAUCGGCGACUCGGAAGUGGGCAAGAGCUCGCUCCUCCUGCAGUUCACGGAACAGACGUUUGCAGGCAUCCAUGACCUCACGAUCGGUGUUGAGUUUGGAGCCAAGCUCCUCGACUUGAACAACCGCAAGGUGAAGCUCGAAAUUUGGGACACCGCCGGCCAAGAAACGUUCUUGUCCAUCACCCGAUCGUACUACCGCGGCGCGGAUGGCGUGCUGCUGGUGUACGACAUUGGCAAACGAUCUAGCUUCGAGCAUCUGUGUCGGUGGUUGCAAGAAUGCCAGCAGAACUGUAUGAACCCAAGCUUGGAGAUCAUGGUCGUGGGCAUGAAGGCAGACAUCACAGAGGACCUGCGGCAGGUGAGCUACGACGAAGCAGCAUCGUGGUCCGCCCGUCACGGCCUUCACUUCAUCGAAGCGUCGGCGAAGACCGCAUUGAACGUCGAAACAGUGUUUGUCGAGAGCGCCACCACGAUCCUGCACCACUUUGACGAGUCCAAUCAAGCUCGCAUGCAAGAAACCAGUCGCAAAGUCCAGCUCACCAACCCCGUCGUCCCAGCUCACGUUCCCACAAACGAAUGUUGUUCCCAAGCCUAGCCAGUAUAAUGCUAUAGGAAUUGAUCCCUAAGGCGAAGCCCAGCGUUACUGGCACCGUUAACGUACACAUAAACUUCUCGUGUUGCCAUAAUGUUAUUCGGGUUAACUAUGU
This is a messenger RNA of Aphanomyces astaci, 761 nucleotides long. RefSeq lists its product as hypothetical. The transcript has a single exon. Lineage: Eukaryota; Oomycota; Saprolegniomycetes; Saprolegniales; Verrucalvaceae. Gene Ontology annotation, cellular component: Golgi apparatus. The record is from RefSeq and is a predicted model, not a curated record. Gene Ontology annotation, molecular function: GTPase activity; GTP binding. Bases 26 to 649 code for a protein of 207 amino acids.